AUACGUAUCAAACUAUCAUUGAGGGUGUAUGUACAACUCCUCCAUUGCUAUUACAAUUGCUAUAAUGUGUCAAAUUUCUGCUCCGUGCACAAACAGAGAGCCUACCAAAAGCCCCCAGAUUUAGAAAUAAACAAAAUGAUACUCCACCCCUUUGGCACUUUCCAUCUGUAACGUGUACAAAUGUUAACCCGCCAUUUAUCGACACGCGUCGACAGAUGAAUGGCCAACAUGAAAGCCUCCCUCCACCAACCUCACAAUAUAUAGUGGCCAAACAGCAUUUUUUUCCAAAGCACUUGAAUGAUAGGAGUAUCAAUUUCACUAAACUGUCUAAUAGUACUAAAUUUUUUGUAAAGCCUAUCAAAGUGGAAAAGCAAAAUAAAAAAUGUCAUCGAACGGCUUGCCGGAGAUUAAUAUCUCCGGCCUCAAUUUCAAUGAAACUGAGCUCACCUUAGGUUUACCCGGCGAAUCACGCAAGCAAAUCUCCGGCAUAAAACGUGGAAUCUCCGAUGGUAUGGAAUUAAGCUUAGGAAGCUCAACUUCCCGCGAAUGCAAAGAUGAUCACUCGAAAAAUGAAAUAUCUACUGGAUCAAAACCUCCAACAACUAAAGCACAAGUAGUGGGAUGGCCACCUGUAAGAUCACACAGGAAAAACGUGAUGGAAAAGUGCAAGUACGUGAAGGUGGCAGUUGACGGGGCUCCAUACUUGAGAAAAGUAGAUCUGGAAUCGUACGACGGUUACCAAGAGCUGUUAAAUGCUUUAGAAAACAUGUUUACUUGCCUAACAAUCUGUAAUUUUGAAAGCGAGAGCAAACUUAUGGAUCUUACAAAUGGAACAGAAUAUUUACCAACUUAUGAGGAUAAAGAUGGGGACUGGAUGCUUGUAGGAGAUGUUCCGUGGAAAAUGUUUGUUGAUACAUGUAAAAGAAUAAGGUUGAUGAAGAGCUCGGAGGCUAUUGGAUUAGCUCCAAGGACGCCUGUGAGAUCAUCCUAAUUACCCCAAGAAUAACUCCAUGUACAGAUACCAACUGGGGGAAUAAGGCUAUUUCCUUUUUGUCUUCUUUAAUUCUAGGAAAAUAGGAUCAGUAAUGUAAUGCGAGGAUAUAAUUAGGCAAUUAUAUUACUUAGAAGUAUAUUUUGUCUUCCCCUGUGAGAGAAGAGGUUUGCUUUUAUUAUUAUUAUUGUAUUUGCAUGUACGUUUUUGUCGUUACGAUUGUAGAUCUCAGUCAUGAAUAAGGUCAUGAAAAAAAAAAAGAAAUUAACCUUCUGAACUCUUGUAUGAAUUGUGAGGGGGUGAAAAUAAUGAAGUUGAAUCUACAAAUCUCCAUCCUAA
Molecule: messenger RNA, 1330 nt
Organism: Capsicum annuum
Lineage: Eukaryota; Viridiplantae; Streptophyta; Magnoliopsida; Solanales; Solanaceae
Product: auxin-responsive protein IAA1
Exons: 5
Coding region: 383-991 (202 amino acids)
Biological process (GO): regulation of DNA-templated transcription
Cellular component (GO): nucleus
Molecular function (GO): protein binding
Source: RefSeq, a predicted model, not a curated record